Drosophila elegans is the source of this 895-nucleotide messenger RNA. RefSeq names its product 5-demethoxyubiquinone hydroxylase, mitochondrial (gene Coq7). The coding region runs from base 117 to 797 and encodes 226 amino acids. Gene Ontology annotation, molecular function: 3-demethoxyubiquinol 3-hydroxylase activity. Lineage: Eukaryota; Metazoa; Arthropoda; Insecta; Diptera; Drosophilidae. Gene Ontology annotation, cellular component: nucleus; mitochondrial inner membrane. The transcript has 3 exons. Gene Ontology annotation, biological process: ubiquinone biosynthetic process; regulation of gene expression; determination of adult lifespan. The record is from RefSeq and is a predicted model, not a curated record.
GCAGUGAUUGUCCAUCCCUGCGUAUAAUAAACAGAACUUUUUUUUUGGCUCGUCGAAUUGGAUUGUUAUUUAAUAUUGUUUAUUUUGCGAAUACCUGGAAAAACUGCAGACAAGUAAUGAACGGAAUGCUGAGAGGAGUACUCUGCAGAGCCGAGCCGCGUCUGCUCUACAUGCGUUGCCUUAGCUCAGCAGGAGGAGGAUCUGGAUCAGGAUUAGGAUCAGGAGGAGCAGCCAGUGCCGAAAGAGCCGCACCAGGAGUCACGCCUCUGCGCCCACGACCAAAUGCUCUGACAGACGAGAUCAUACGCGUCGAUCAUGCCGGUGAACUGGGCGCAGAUCGCAUCUACGCCGGACAGAUGGCCAUUCUGGGCAACGGACCGCUGGGCAAGACCAUCGGACAUAUGUGGGAGCAGGAGAAGGAACACCGCAAGCAAUUCGAGCAGCUCAUCCAGCAGCAUCGCGUGCGUCCAACGAUCAUGACGCCGUUGUGGAACGUGGCCGGAUUUGUGCUGGGCGCCGGAACAGCCCUGAUGGGCGAAAAGGCGGCGAUGGCCUGCACGGUGGCCGUGGAGACGGUGAUCGUGGAGCACUACAACGACCAGCUGCGCCAGAUCAUGGAGGCACCCAACCCAGACAAGGAGCUGCUGGAGACAAUCACCAAGUUCCGGGACGAGGAACAGGAACACCACGACACGGGCAUCGAUCAUGGAGCCGAACAGGCGCCUUUCUACCAGGCGAUGACCGAGGUGAUCAAGUUUGGCUGCAAGACGGCCAUUGCCAUCUCGAAGAAGAUCUAAACUUGAUCCGGAUGGAUGCGCGAGCCCCCUGUAUAUACCAAAAUGAUCUGUUCCCGCAUCGUGUUAAGCAUUAAAGAUAGACCUAAAGCCAUACAAAA